AAAAUGUACCCUCCCUCUUUCCUGCAAACCCCACGGAUUAACCACCACAAAUCAAAAAUCAAAAUCCCUAAAAAAGUAAAAAUGGCUUCCUCCAUCUCAAUUGCUCGUCUGAUUAGCCACUAAAUCUCGAUUAAUCGCAAAAGUUUCCUUCUCCUUCGAUGGUUGCUGUGGUGGGCGCUGCUUUUUUGGCUCGCGUGAGGGAAGGAAUGCUUGUUUGGGGACGUUUGACAUUGAAGUCGGGCUAUGUGCCUGUGUCGAGAUCCGGUAAAAUCCGGCCAGUGUCGGACGUGAAUUGAAGGAAUCGGAUGAUUUCUGAGGUAAAAUCAAAUGCUUGGAUGAAAAGGGAAUGAAAUUUAGGGUUUUUAUCUGGGUUGUAAUCUGAUCCCAGGAUCAGAGAGAGAAAGAGAGAGAAUUUGAGAUUUUCGUAACCCUACGGAAGGGCCGGUUUGAAGGUGACGGAGAAUUGAAUGUGGACACGGAGAGAUAGAGAAAGAGAGUAUAGAAUCGAGCGGCGAGAUUUUAAUCUCUCCAACUAGACCCUCAGAGAAAAGGGAAUCGAGUGGCAGAAAGAGAGGGAUUUCGAGGGGUUCGAUGGAGAAAAUGUUAGCUUUAAAUCAAAGGAUUUUGAAUCCUGAAGAUUGUAAUUGUAAUAGGAAUUCAAAAUUUUUGUCUGCAUCCUGCAGAGAGAGCAAUAUAUGGAGCCAAGGGAUCUUUUAGUCCAGAGCCUCUACUUAAUAUCUUUUUUCCUUUUUCGUUCUUUCAUUUUUGUUGUUUUUAUAUUUGUUCAUCAUUAACUGUAUGAUUUGACUUAAAGUGGAAUCGAAAUUUAUUUUGUAUUUAGUUUACACUUAAAGUGGAAUCGAAAUUUAUUUUGUAUUUAGUUUACACUUGACACACACUUGACACAAGUUAGUGAGGUUAUGCAAGGCAAUUAAUGUCAUUACAUGGUUUAACUCAGAUUUAAAAAUCUAAGUUUGAGAGAUGAUAUAACCACUCAAGUGAUCGUAACUUUUUAGAAUAACCUACUGGUAUCCACAAGGUGAAUUGAAAACUUUAUUGUGAGAGGGAUGGUUGUAUGUUAUGGGAGUGUACUUGAUAUUCUUUGCCGUCACAUAUUUGGGAAGAGUAGACUUUAUGAAGUUCAGUUAUAGAAAUGCAAUGAACAAGUGUACGGGUUCAACUACUUGUUAGUCUUGGUUAAAGGAGGCAUUUCCUUGCUAGUGAUCUUGGGAUCAACUAUUUGUCAUAUUGCCACAGCACUGAGGUUCUUGAUUGUUGGAUUAGCUGGGAUUGCAGUGUUUUUCUUGGCAAAUCUUCCUUCAACUAUAUGGCAGCUACAUUUUUUGUAUAUCAUUAGAAACUUUGAGUUCUCUUUGGUAUCACUUUUUCUUUGGGGUUUUUUCUGGUUUUUUAUUUUAUUUUUUAAUAUAUUAAGCAGUUAUCU
Rubroshorea leprosula is the source of this 1444-nucleotide messenger RNA. NCBI's taxonomy places the organism in Eukaryota, Viridiplantae, Streptophyta, Magnoliopsida, Malvales, Dipterocarpaceae. The record is from the annotation of a GenBank genome assembly.